CGAACACGACGUUCGUUUUAGUCGUUUGCACGCGUCCGGACUACACGGUAACGUGUCGGUGUCGUAUAAUCUGCAAACAACCCAAAUGGCGGAUUACGAGUCUGACAGUGACGAAGGUGAAGCCGGACUAGGAAAUGUUACAAGAGUAAUCAUGCGGCCGGUUGGUCAUAGUGGCAAAGCCAAAAAAGGACAUUUGUGUUUCGAUGCUUCGUUUGAAACAGGAAAUUUGGGGAGGAUCGAUCUGGUAUGUGAAUACGAAUAUGAUCUGUUCAUACGGCCGGACACCUGCAACCCACGGCAUAGACUGUGGUUCAACUUUGUCGUGGAAAACACAAGACAAGAUCAAAAUGUCAUAUUCAAUAUCGUAAAUAUCAGCAAUAAAAACAACCUUUUUAAAAACGGGAUGACUCCCAUAGUGAGGAGUACGAGCCGAAACACGUGGUAUCGCAUACCGAUCUACAGAGUGCACUACCACCGAUCGUUGUACCACGACAACAACUACGUUCUCAGCAUAUUGUUUUCGUUUGACAAAGACGACGAUAGCUAUCAAUUUUCGUACUCGUAUCCAUAUUCGUACACUCGGCAACAAAACUAUUUGUCACUGAUUGAAAAGAAGAAGCUGCCUUACUUCAAACGCGAACUACUAGGACAAUCGAUCCAAAACAAAAGAUUGGACUUGAUUACUAUAACUAAUCCAAAGAAUAUGAAUCCAACUGAGAAAGUGCACGUUGUUGUGAUAUUAGGAAGAGUGCACGGGUGCGAGACGCCCAGUUCCUAUGUUUGUCAAGGAAUUAUUGAAUUUUUGAUUAGCAACCAUCCAGCCGUGGUACGCCUUCGAAAAAAAGUCGUCUUUCAAUUAAUACCGAUGAUGAAUCCCGAUGGAGUUACUCUAGGAAAUUCUAGGACCAAUUUACUAGGAAUCGACUUGAACAGGGCUUGGCACAAAAUAUCACAGUGGGUCCAUCCGAUAUUGUACGCCGUCCACAAUCACUUGAUGGAAAUCGAAAAGAACGAGAACAUGGAACUGGAUUUGGUAAUCGACAUGCACGCUCAUUCGUCUCUUCACGGUGUAUUUACUUACGGGAACGCAUACGACGACGUGUACAGGUACGAAAAACAUAUAUUGUUUCCGAAAUUGUUAUCCCAACAUAUUGAAGGUUACGAACAAGCGCAUUCAAUUUGUAACAGAGAUUUUAAAAAAUGCGGAACGUCGCGGAGGUUUUUGUGUCAAUCGCUGAAGGAGAAAGUCAAUUGUUAUACGUUGUUCGUAUCGCAGUACGGCUUCAGUGUUUCUCCAAAAACCAUGAUUCCGUUCACUGAAGAUUCGUUUUACACCAUCGGCCGGUGCGUGGUGCUCGCAUGUUCCGACUACUUCAAAUCGACCGGCGUGCUGACGCCGCAGGACGUGGCUGUCAAGUGCGUCAAGAAACGAGAUAGGAAACGGAAAACCGUGUUGUACCGGCAGCGCGAGACACACCCGUCAUUCAAGAGGAAAAUUAAAAAAAAAUCGCUAGCGUUGAAGCGGGUGGACAUCAAAGAUACGUUUCGCAGUGCUCUAGCGGGCUGCUCGGGGCGCCCGUCCGACGACCCGAACAGGGCAAACGCCAACAGGCGGAACAUGCGCUUUGUGGACCCUUCGAAAACCGUUGACAACCGGCGGUCAUCGAACGCUGUGGAUCGCGAGAACGUCACCGCCCCACACACGUUUUCAAUCAUAAACGUCAACGACAUCAUACGAGACACGGGCGCGUUGCUCAAGUUCUGACGUGGCGGCUCGCGAAUCGCGACAGUGUUUUAUGAGUACCUAUACAAUAUCAUACAAUGUCAUAUAUUCAUAUAGUGAUAUUAUAUGUUUAUAUAGAUACCUAUAGAUACCUAAAUCUGCAAUUUCAGAUCCUACGGGAGAAUGGUUGGAGAGGGAUUUAUAUCAAACGUCCUUACCGAAUUUCCACUGGCAUAGUGACUUGAGCGUUUUUCUUUUUAAGGACGCACUUAGAUUGCGAUUCGUGAUAUCUCUACAAUCUUGCAGGAUAUAUCUGAAUGGUGGGUGGGGAAGGGAGUAUAUUCCAUAGUCUUAUAUUUUUAUAAAGGUACAUUAUUAGUUUUGAUUGAGUUGUAUUAAAUUAAACUGUUUCUUUUUUCAAUAUUUUCACCAUUUUUCCGUACAGUUAUAUAGUUAUAUAUUAAUUAUAAUAACUAAUUAACUGUACACGAUAUUUAAAUAAAUAAAAAAUGUAUAAUCUAUAUAAACAAUUAAGAUUAAUUCAUGUAAUAAUAAAGACUUGGUUAUGAUUUAAAAAUGCAAAUUUAAUAUUUUACAAAUUUUUGCCAUACAUUCAAACAUUACGAUUAUUUUAUAUUUUAAUGUUGCUAUUAGUUUCAUAACUCACCUCGAUCUACAGUAAUGUUGGAUCCGCUUCUGACUUAAAUGUAAUAUUAUAAUAUCCAUUUUUUCUGUAUAAUAAUAAUUAUUGUAAUUUGUAAUGAUAUUUUUUCCUCAGCUAAAAAUUCUCACGGUUCCUUUUGAUUAUAAUUUAUUGUACAUGACACACACACACUUUGAAAAAUCAAUAUUUUCAAGAAAUGAACGUCCACUUCAUGAAAUGUAUCCAUAUCGUGAAAACUACGUUGGAGUUUCAAAUAUUUUUAUUUGUAUUAGUUAUUAUAUUUUUAACCACGUGUAUAAAGUAUUUGAUUUACUAGAUAAAUAAACGUAUAAUUUAUUAUUAUUAUUA
Rhopalosiphum padi (bird cherry-oat aphid) is the source of this 2735-nucleotide messenger RNA. Its product is annotated as cytosolic carboxypeptidase 6-like. Gene Ontology annotation, molecular function: zinc ion binding; metallocarboxypeptidase activity. The transcript has 12 exons. Bases 86 to 1765 code for a protein of 559 amino acids. NCBI's taxonomy places the organism in Eukaryota, Metazoa, Arthropoda, Insecta, Hemiptera, Aphididae. The record is from RefSeq and is a predicted model, not a curated record. Gene Ontology annotation, biological process: proteolysis.